AUGGCGAUCAAAGAGCCGGCGGUCGUCGAAAAGCUCCUCGAGAAGGAAGUGGCUAAAUGGUUUAUGAUCGGACCUUUCCUCGCGCCCCCUUUUGCCCCGUACCGAGUAAGCCCCAUAGGCGUCGCAACGCGCAAGUAUUCUGGCAAGAAACGCCUCAUCAUUGACCUGUCUGCCCCUCACGAUGGCAUCUUGCCCAGCAUUAACAGUUUGAUUCCCCGGGAGCCGUUUUCGCUUUACUACGCUAGCGUCGAUAAUGCCAUCAGCAUGAUAAAAACCGCAGGCAGGGGCGCGUGGCUAGGGAAAGCCGACAUCACCGACGCGUUUAAGGUCAUGCCUCUUCACCCCUCUCAGUGGCAUUUAUUCGGUGUUAGGUGGGGCAGCAAGCUGUACUUCUCUGUCAGGUUGGCGUUCGGCUGCCGCAGCAGCCCACGUAUUUUUGACUCGCUGUCGGAGGCGCUGUGCUGGAUCCUGGUGAAUGUCCACAGGCUGCCGUUCGUUUUGCACCUUCUGGACGAUUUUUUGGUGGUGGAUUUUCCGUCGUCUCCACCCGCCCGCUGUAUCUCGGUGUUGAGGGACACGUUUGGAGACCUGGGUGUUCCGCUGUCCGCGGAGAAAACCGUAGGCCUUUCCUUGGAAUUCCUCGGUAUCAACCUAGAUAGCGUUUCCAUGCAGGCGUCGUUACCCGCGGAAAAACUGGAGCGCGUUCGAAGCGUCCUGAAGGCCGCUUCGGGCGCUGCUUCGAUGGCUAAACGUGAACUGCUUUCGUUGCUAGGCCAUCUGAAUUUUGCAAUGCGCAUCAUACCCCAGGGCCGCGCGUUCGUGUCCCGUCUGUUGGACUUGGCUAAAAGCGUGCCUCAUCUCCAAGACUGCGUGGUGUUGGACGACGGGUGCCGAUCGGAUUUGCGUUUUUGGAGCGUGCUGUGCGAGCAUUGGAACGGUAUCAGUUUUUUCUAUCACGAUUCCGUGGAGUCGUCCGUCGCUCUCGAUUUUUACACCGACGCAGCUCCCUCGGUUGGGUUCGGGGGGUUUCACGGUAACGAGUGGUUCUCCGGAGCAUGGCCCGCGGAGAUAGUCUCUCUAGCUCCGGAGAAUUACUCCACGGCUCCACACGAAUUGUAUCCAAUUGUGAUUGCUUGUCUGUUGUGGGGGCAUUUAUGGUGUAGAAAGAAAAACGUGUUUUGUGACAACGAAGCUACAGUGUACAUCAUCAACAAAGGGAGGUCUUCGGUGCCUUUCAUUAAUAGCUUAGUCAGACGGCUAACGUGGACAAGCGUGCUUGGUAAUUUCAUAUUGCGAGCCACAUUCAUUCCAGGCCUAGAGAACAGAAGCGCUGACGCUCUGUCUCGUUUCAAUUUUCAGAAGUUCCGAAUGCUGCGCCCUCACGCGUUACCGGACGGGUUGGCGUGUCCGCCAUUCCCCCUGACGGUGCUAGAUUAG
Molecule: messenger RNA, 1437 nt
Organism: Hypomesus transpacificus
Lineage: Eukaryota; Metazoa; Chordata; Actinopteri; Osmeriformes; Osmeridae
Source: RefSeq, a predicted model, not a curated record